AGAUCUAGAUCUAGUAGUGAUCUAAUCAUGUCUAAUGCAGUAGCAGUACUAGUCACUACUAGAUUAGAUUAAUUAGAUCUACCUUACUUAAAUCUACUCUUUAAUAUCUACUAGUACUAGACACGUCACUAGUAGAAUGACAAGAAUAGAUGCACUACUACUCUGUACUUAGUCCCAGUAGGCAGUACUCACUCAUGAACUAGAUCGACUGAUCAAGAGUAAUCUAGAUCUAAAAUCUAAUCUAGACUCUAGUGACCUCUAGACUCUAGUCAGUCUAGUCAUAGUCUAGUAUGGUAUCUAGAACAAAUUUAUUUAUAGAGCAGUCAGCAAUGAGAUUUAAAAAAAAAAAACAUAACAAACUAUUAUUCCGAUUUGAUAAGAGAUUUUUUAAAAAUCUAGAAAAGCCUUUGAUGAAAGAAGGAGAUGUAUGCAUCACAGUUUUCUUGCUUAAAAAAUGAGUAGUGAAUCAAAAAGUGACUUUGUACGUAGUUAUAAAUAUCAAGAUUAUUCAGGAGCUGUUCCGACAAAAGCCUUUUUUGAAAAGAGUGCUUCUCUUGGAGAGUAUUGUGAACCUGUAGACAGUCGACGUGCCAAGAAAAUUGUGGAAGAGGGAUAUAAUUCUGACCCAGAUCACAGAUAUGCGCAGCCACAAGAUGCUGUGAAAAAAGUGAAAUCACAGAUGCCAGAAGAAUUAGGAACUGUAUAUAAUUUAGCUAAAGUGCCAGAUGACAGUGAAGGAACUACUCCAACUAAGAAACCUUCUCCUAAACCCAGAUCUGCAAGAAAUAAGUAUAUUGGGCAAGGUGAUACCCAGCCCUUGAGGAGUGAUGAAGAUAAAACACAGCCCUCUCACCUUGAGAAUGUAAUGAAGAAAGACAACAAGGUUAAAUUAGCCACCUCCCGUGAUCCGUUAAAAAGGCCUGGUAAAAAAGUAGUAGAGAUUGAAUAUGAGGUGGCCAAAACCAUUUCAGCUUCUCCAGUUGAUGCUAGACAAACAAAGCCCCCCAGUGAUAACCAUUCCAGUAUUACAUCCAACAGUAUGAAAUUACAAACGUCUGCAUUAAGCCCAGUGAAAAGUGCCAGUUCAUCAGCAUCCACCCAGGGGACAGGAAAAGAUUUUGUUUAUAGUGUAAGUAAAUCUUUUAGUCCACCAGUGGGUGCUGAAGCUACCUAUGAGGAGCCUUGGGAUUUAAAGAUGAAGAGACUGAAACAGGAACAAGAAAGAGGCAGUAAAGAUCCUUGUAAACCCACAGAGAAAAGCCCAGGGAUCAAGCGGGGGGAGUCUUUAUUUGAAGAUGCUAUUGAAAGCUUUCCUCAGAAUGUUUUGGAGAAUAGACCAAGCUAUUUAAGAACUGUUUCCCAGACUUCUGAAAUAGAUGUAUUCCAUGAUGCCUUAGAUACAGUCCAGGGUCAAAAGUUUCAAAAAGAAAAUGAGACUCCUGCUUCUGCCAAACGCUUACCAAACAAUACUUAUGAAGAUGCUUGGGAUUUGAAGAAUAGCUUGCUGGAACAAAGAAUACGACAAAUGCAAAUUCAAGCUACAGCUGCUUAUGAAGAACCUUGGGAUGCCAACAAACAGCAUCAACUUCUACAAGCCAAACUUCAAGAGGAAGAGAAAAAGGUGGAUCAGGAGAGAUCUCCAAGACAUAAAUCUAUUACAGAUGUUUGUGAUUCUCCUUUGGAUGGUGGCAACAGCGAAUCAAAAACUAUUAUUGCCAGAGGAAAGUAUCAUAGUAUGGAUGAGUCCAAAAUCAAAUCAAAGGGCAGAGGAUGUAAUGUAGGUCAGCAAAUCAAUCCCUUGAUUCCCUUAGCAAAUCAAAAUUGGUAUCAUGGCAACAUAAGUCGAGACGAUGCUGAAAAAAUGCUGCGUGUCUGUAAAGAUGGGAGUUACAUUGUUCGGGUCAGCUCAGAUAGGAAGUCAUUUUCAUUAUCUAUUAAGAGUCCAAAGCAGUAUAUUCAUGUCCAGAUUGAACAAGUAGUAGCUGAAGAUGGAAGCAUCUGUUAUAUACUGGGCAAAAACAGCAAAACCUUCCACACUAUCCCAGAAAUGAUUGAUUACUACACCAAUCACAGAGUGCCUUUAAAAGGCACAGAGCACAUCACACUCUUACACCCUGUUGAAUGCAAGUGGUCUUAACAGUAGAGAUCUAAAUAAAUCUUGGGCACUAAUAUCUAGCAUUUGUUACAGAAAUGUUUGUUCAUUUUUGGACACUCAAAAUCAGCCAAUGACUGAUCUUAGAAGUUCGUUUAUUUUUUUUCGCACUUUAAAUUUAUACUUUUUUUCUUUGAAUUGGAGAUACUAAAAAACCAAAUUCAUAACUCAAGUUUGCUUACACAAUAAUGUCUCACAUAUUAUAGAGUAUGUUCUCUUCUGGUACAAGCUGGUACUGAAACAUCUUUACUAUUGUUUUUGUAUUGCACUAAUGUAUCAAGUAAGAUGCAAAAACACCAAAACUUUUUUUCUUUAAUUCUCACUCUGAAAUCAUUUCCAAUAUCUCUGGCUAAGUCAAGUUCAUUUUUUUUUAAUUGCAUGCAUAUAUGUCAGUGUUAUGCACUUUGUGCUGAAAAUUGUCUAUGAACUGUUUGUUUCCUUCUUUGCUUCUUCCUCUAGAUCUAAAUGUUGUGUUCAGUUUCUGUACAAAUAUUUUCAUGGAAGACACACUAAUUGCAUUUCAAAAUAGAUGUUGACUAAAUGAUGGAUUUUUUCUUUUCAUUACGACAUCUGUUGUUUUUUUUUUAAUUUGUCUGUUAAUCAAUAAUGAUUUGCAAUGUCUUUUAACACUCAAGUUGUACAAAUAUUUUCAUGGAAGAUGGACAACUUGCAUUUCAAAAAUAGAUCUAAAUGUUGGCUAAUUGAUGGACUUUUUUUUUUCAUCAUGACAUCUUUUUUUUUUUAUUUGUUUGUUAAUCAAUAAUGAUCUGCUAUGUCUUUUAACACUCAAGUUGUACUUAUAAGUGUGAAAGUUGAGAGUUCUGUCAAUACCUAUAGGUUCAAAGAACAAGUACUGUUAAGUCCACCUAUUCUUAAAGCAAACACUAGGUAAAGAAUGUCAUAUGGCCAGCACAACUUCUUUUACUUUUUCCCUUAUUAUUGUUAGUUUAUUCAAGCUGAACAAGAGUGUAUUAACUCUUUCUCUCCUAACUGACGAUACCAGCAUUGAUUCCACUAGAAUGUGGUAAAUAAUUACAGAGAGAAAGAGUUAAAGUGCCUGCCCUGUCAAACUUGUGAGCCGCAGUUGAACAGCCAAGUACUCUCUGCCUCCUCACCUGUACAUCUCAAGUGUUUAAUAGUAAACUUUUAUAAGUGCUGCUGAUUGUACCCAAUUGUAAAUGUUACACUAAAGGUUAAAUAGGCUUGUGAGAUUGAUUAGAUGAAAAAUAAUAGAUUAAAAUGUAGAUCUAGUUCAAUCAAUCAAAACAACCACAAAAUAGUCAAAUACUGUAUUAUAUUAUUAAAAAAUUAUUUGUUAUACUUAUACAAGUUUGAUUUUUUUACAUUUAUGAUUCAAUAAAAUGUUUUUUUUGUUUUUAAAUUCCUAUUUGUAAUCAAAGAACACAAUUUUAAAUAAUGUUGAAAGGUACCUGUUGAUUUUUAUUUUAAACUUUUUACAUUUCAAGUACCAGUUCUUAUUUUAAACAUUUCAAAACUACAUUAAUUUUAAGGAAUGUCAAAUGUCAAGGUACUUCAAAAAAAAAAAAACUGUCAUUCAUACAUAGCUUUGUUGGUACUCUCUAAACUAGCUAAAGCUGUAGAAUAUUUAUUCAGUCAAUUUAUUCAAGUUCAUAUUUCUACAAUACAUAAAAAAGAGUUAUAACUAUAUAUAUAAUACAAUAUUUAAGAGAUUAUAAAGUAUUUAAUGCAAGUAGUGUUCAAAUGAUAUUGGUUGUUAAAUUUAAAGCUUGUUGUUAGGGGGAAAAAUCAAUUUAAGAGUAUGGUUUCUUCCAGAAUAAUUUUUUAAAAUACUCUACCAGCAUUUAUUAAAACAUUAUUUAUUCCAUUUUCAUAUGUGUCAUUGGUGUAAAUAUUUUUGUUUCAAGGUGGUACUUCUUGUUAUAUAUAUGCAAACAUUGAGGUUUAUGAAACAUGUCUUAGUCAUCUUCAUAGCAACUUCAUUGUUAUUUUAAUUACAGUUAUCAACUAUCUUCAAGCCUUAUUUGUGCACUCAUGAUGAAUAAUAAAUGUAAACAACCAUUACAAAAAUUGAUAACAAAUGAUGCUUUAUGUUUGUAAUAGCUGUUUGAUAUGCUGAAAAAAAUUAAUUUGUUAUAAUUUGCAUUUCUAUCUUAUGUUGAUUCUUUAGAAUGCUUUUUUUUCUUAAUAAAAGUAAAUUUUGUUUAAAAAUUGAA
Molecule: messenger RNA, 4347 nt
Organism: Biomphalaria glabrata
Lineage: Eukaryota; Metazoa; Mollusca; Gastropoda; Planorbidae
Product: SH2 domain-containing adapter protein B-like
Exons: 9
Coding region: 455-2137 (560 amino acids)
Molecular function (GO): phosphotyrosine residue binding
Source: RefSeq, a predicted model, not a curated record